This is a messenger RNA of Vicia faba (fava bean), 384 nucleotides long. The record is from the annotation of a GenBank genome assembly. Lineage: Eukaryota; Viridiplantae; Streptophyta; Magnoliopsida; Fabales; Fabaceae.
AUGAGUCCAAUGGCACUUUUUUGUUCAAUUAUCCUUUUGCUGUACAAAAAUACCCUGGGCCAAGGCAACAAAUUUAUGGUUCGGCCCAGUAUCAACACAAACUCGAAUCCAAAUUAUUCAUCAUUUAUCAAUUUUAUCAGUAUAUUAUUUAUUGAAUUAAAUUUUUUUAAAAGAAAAGAACAAAUUAAAAAGAAAAAAAUAAAGAGGAUUAGGGUUAUAACGUGGCUUUUUAGCUUCUAUGCGAAAACCAAAACUCUCCCCUCUCAUUUGCAGCCCGCGGCGACCGAUUCCCCUCUCAGCCUUCUUCUCCAAUCGAUGAACGCCAGCGCCAGUGCCAUAUCACAUCUCUGUUUCGAUCUCUCAUCAUCGUGCCAUCAUUCAUGA